AAUACAUUGAAUAUUCCCUUUUCCCUCUUGCCACCCAACCCAACAAUUCUCUCUAUAUCCUCUUCUCCAACCUGUUUCAGCGUACCCAACCAACCAACCAACCAAAAUCAACCAACUUCAAUAGCCUCGCCUGUUGGUGGUGCCCGCAGCUGUGCCGUCAGGCGAGGCCGCUGGGUAAAUUCUGCUCCCUCGGAAUCAAUCACCCUCCUAUCCUGACCCGACCUGAUUGCUUCAACUCUCUCAGUCAUCAAUUUCCCAUACACUCGCAAACACGGUUAUUUGAGUACCUCCUGUCAGCUAUCCCCGUAUUUGGGACGAUCUGCCACCAUGCCACUUAUGCCGCUCACGCUAGAGCAGAAAGAUGCUAUUCGCGAGUAUCUUCAUGCCGACCCCCGAGGAAAACCACGUGGUGGGAUGCCCUUGUUGGUUUAUUUUGUGAUUACCGCCAAGAGUCCAGUUCGUAGGCUCUUGAAUAUACUUGUCCAUCCGAGCGAUUUCUACGACCCAACAGGCCCUCAAGUCCCACUCCGAAGACAGAACAGAGUACAGAUUUAUUUGUCCGAGACCUGUAGAAUUGUUGGCAUUCCCGAGGCGCUGAUCCUCAUGUACGAUGUCGCCGACCGGGAAAGUUUCGUCGAAUUGGAAAAGAGUUAUGAUAAGAUAUGCGACGUUCUUGAAUUGGAAAAGAACUAUGAUAAGACAGACAAACCACCGGCUAGGGGACUGUUCAAGAGGGUUACAGACAGACUCUUUAAGAGGCCUCAGUGGGAAGCGCCGGUCCCGUAUCCCAUCUUCGUUUUUGCUGUGAUCCUUAAUCGGUCGGCCUCGCGGCAGGUCACUUACGACGAAGGGUUGGAACUGAGCGAUCGUCUCAGUGCAAUCUUUCUUGAGACUUCUCGUACUGGGUUGAAUAACAAUUGCUUUGACGAUUUGGCGAGUCGGAGUAUCUUAGCGAGGACUAAAAAAGAACCGAAUCGAGUGGAUAGUUGA
Molecule: messenger RNA, 990 nt
Organism: Mollisia scopiformis
Lineage: Eukaryota; Fungi; Ascomycota; Leotiomycetes; Helotiales; Mollisiaceae
Exons: 4
Coding region: 328-990 (220 amino acids)
Source: RefSeq, a predicted model, not a curated record